Molecule: messenger RNA, 342 nt
Organism: Aspergillus bombycis
Lineage: Eukaryota; Fungi; Ascomycota; Eurotiomycetes; Eurotiales; Aspergillaceae
Product: mitochondrial 37S ribosomal protein uS14m
Exons: 3
Coding region: 1-342 (113 amino acids)
Biological process (GO): translation
Cellular component (GO): mitochondrial small ribosomal subunit; ribosome
Molecular function (GO): structural constituent of ribosome
Source: RefSeq, a predicted model, not a curated record
AUGUCGCUCUUCAGAUCCAAGCGCCUGGACCUCAGCGGGUUCAUCAACGCCCGUGUCAUCCGUGACCACACCAAGCGGAAGGUUUUCGAGCAGCACGAGCCUGAACGCCAAGCUCUCCGCUACAUCAUCCGCAACACCUCCCUCCCGCAGCGUACCCGUGCCCAGGCUCAAUUGCAGCUUUCCCAGAUGCACGCCUACACCCGGCCCACCCAGAUCAAGAACCGCUGUGUGGCAGGUGGUAUUGCUCGAAGUGUGAUUCGCGACUUCAGAAUUGCUAGAUACCAAUUCCGUCAACAGGCACUGGCUGGUGAACUACCCGGUGUGAAGAAGGCCAGUUGGUAG